AUGACUUCUUCGAGCUCCCUUGGGAGUUCAAUGACUUCUUCGAGCUCCCUUGGGAGUUCAAUUCCGGCUCCAGAGGUCGUUCAAGUUCUCGUAUCAUCGCUCGCUGAUGAAUCUCCCAUGGUGCGGGAAGCCAUGGAGGCUUCCCUGAAAGAAAUUUCUCCACUGAAUCCUCUUCUAGUGCUGGACUGUUGCUCCGUUGUUUCUCGAGGCGGCCGUCGGAGAUUUGGUAAUAUGGCUGGAGUUUUUCAAGUAAUGGCAUUUGGAGUUCGAGCUUUAGAUAAAAAUGACAUCGAUGCUUCUUAUAUUUGCAAGCUUGCCAAAAUUGCUACCACUGAGAUUGUCUCCUCCAAGGAACUCAGUGCAGAUUGGCAAAGAGCAGCAACAAGUCUUCUUGUUGCAAUAGGCUUACACCUUCCUGACCUGAUGAUGGAGGAAAUAUUUCUUCAUUUGUCAGGGCCAAGCUCAGCCUUGCCAGCUAUGAUUGAAAUACUUGCAGAUUUCGCUUCUGCUGAUGCUUUGCUGUUCACUCCACGUUUGAAAGGCGUGCUUUCCCGAGUUUUACCUAUUCUUAGAAAUGUUACAGAUGUCCACCGGCCAAUAUUUGCAAAUGCUUUUAAGUGCUGGUGUCAAGCUGUCUGGCAAUGUAAAAUUGAUUUCCCUUCAAAUUCCUUGAUCGAUGGCGAUGUCAUGUCAUUUCUGAAUUCUACUUUUGAACUUCUGUUAAGAGUCUGGGCUGCUUCCCGAGAUCUUAAGGUUCGAGUAUCUUCUGUGGAAGCAUUAGGGCAAAUGGUUGGUCUUAUCACCCGCACGCAAUUAAAGACAGCUUUACCUAGACUUAUCCCUACGAUAUUGGAGUUGUAAGAUUCAAGUU
This is a messenger RNA of Hibiscus syriacus, 871 nucleotides long. RefSeq names its product protein SHOOT GRAVITROPISM 6-like. Gene Ontology annotation, cellular component: cytoplasm. The coding region runs from base 1 to 861 and encodes 286 amino acids. The record is from RefSeq and is a predicted model, not a curated record. NCBI's taxonomy places the organism in Eukaryota, Viridiplantae, Streptophyta, Magnoliopsida, Malvales, Malvaceae. The transcript has 10 exons.